AUGGUCGAGUCGCUUCAAGAAGAAAACAGGUACGUACAAAAAUGCAUAGGACUUGUGCACUCAUUCUACAUUUCAGCUUCUCCCCGCAAAUAUGGGCAAUCAAAUUUCUGAUGGUCGCCCAACAAACAAGGAAACUAUCGAUCCGCAAUAGUAAAAAAAACGGAUAUCUCCUCGUUUUUCCAAUUUGUGUACAUUACAGAUUGGGCAUUGAAGAGAUGAAGAAGAAGAAAAAAUCAAAGAGAAAGUGUACAAUCUGUGGAGGUAACAGUUUUUGUGUCCGGCUAUUCCUUCUUGAUUUUAUAAAUUACAGGAAACAUUUGCAAUCAACCGAAGCAUCGAGAAGAAAAGUAAGACCCCCUUGUUAGGGUUCGCAGUUUUUUGAAUUCGCGCUCAUUUCAGGAAAGAUGACGAUUGA
Caenorhabditis sp. 36 PRJEB53466 is the source of this 415-nucleotide messenger RNA. Lineage: Eukaryota; Metazoa; Nematoda; Chromadorea; Rhabditida; Rhabditidae. The record is from the annotation of a GenBank genome assembly.